UUUGGGGAGGGGAUACCGGCCUCUGUAGAGUUAUUUCAAACCCAAAUAUUAAUAUCAAAGUGAUGUUAGAGUACAAGAAGCUGAGCUUUAAUGGGUUGUUGCCCAUGUUCCUGCCCCUGGAUAAAGACCCAGUGCUACUGCGUCUCCGGUUCACAGUCUUGGCGGUUGCCACAGUGAUGUGCCCGCUCUUUGGCUUCCUCUUCUGCAUUGUUUGGUCAAUUCUGUUUAACUUCGAGGAGACAACAGCGACACACUGCCAGGUCCCCAACUACCUCCCGUCAAUCAGUGCUGCUAUUGGAGGGGAGACUCCUCAGCGCUAUGUCUGGCGUUUCUGUAUUGGCUUGCACUCGGCACCACGGCUGUUGGUUGGACUGGCAUAUUGGAACCACUACCGCCGUGUCCCUUCACCUGGCCACUGGUAUGGCCCCCUCUGCUUCAUCAACUUCACCUUCAACAUGCUGGAGAACCUGGCGUUGCUGCUCCUGACCUAUGUUUCGUCAACAGAGAAUCACUGGGUUCAUGAGAAAGCUUUUGUCACCUUCAUGGGAUCAUCAAUACUUCACAUGAUCCUCACCUGUGUCAUCUGGCAGCAGACCAAGAAAAGCACAGUAAGUCCGGAGGAGAGGACCUCUCUGAGCUGGAAGCGGAGGCUGUUUGUCUUCAAUUUGAGCUCGUUUGUCAUCGCUUUGUGUUUCUACUUCAGACACAACGCGUACUGUGAAACUGGAGUUUACACAGCCUUUUCGUUCAUGGAGUAUUUGGUGGUUUUGUCAAACAUGAGCUUUCACAUGACUGCAUACUGGGACUUUGGAAACAAGGAGCUGCUGAUUGGAAGCCUCCCUGAGGAGAAGCGAUUCUGAGUGAGGUGCCUGCAGCCCUAUGUCCACAGGGAAGUGGACAAUUGGACUCCUGUCUGAGACACAAAGCAGGGGUUGUCUUAGCAGGUCGAAGGUUACCUAUUAAAUGGGGAGGAGCGAGUGUGGGGGAGGGGGCAGUAGCUGUCACAGUGCCCCUGCUGUCAGUCCCAGAGGAUAAAGGAGUGUUUGAGAGAGAGGAGGGCAAGGCUAACUGCGUGAAAGCAGCCUUUGUCCUGCCGAUGUGACACUGCUAAUGUUUCCUGCACAUUUUAAACAGUCAUGAUGUGACAUUGGUUGGGGCUCAGGGUUUCAAUUGUUUCCACUCAAAGUUUGGGAAUUUGCUCUUUGUAUAUAAAAAAAAGGUCUAUUUCUUUGGUUUCUAUCUUGCGCUCCCUCCCCAUCUCUCUCCUUGCCACCCAUCUGCCUCCCAUCCUCCUCCUCCCUCCGACUCAAUGCCAGUCCCUGUCUCUGUUACUCACUGCUCCCUCCCUAUCCUCCUGCGCUUGUGUCCUACCUCCCUCUCUGUUGCAGCCUUCCCAUCCUCUGUCUCCUGCAUCCCACUCCUUCUCAUUCUGUCUCUCUCUUAUCACAGUCAGGCCUUCUGAGCAAAUUCCCCUCAUUCAGACCAGUUUGGGUUGGGGGGAUCGCAUUGUGGGGUGAAUGUUUGAUUUUUAAUGAGUUACCUUCUGUGCUACAUGAAAUUUUAAGUAUGUAUUGGGCCUAAAUGGGUUAAAUUAGGUGAGCAGAUUGCAGAGACAUAGGACAGUUGAAUCAAGAUCUAAUCAGGAAGAGAAACAAAUUCCUUUAACAGUCCAACCGUUGGGUGACUUUUAUUUUUAAAAUACUUGAGAGAAUCUUGUUGAUGUGUUCUUGAGCUUAUGAACGCUGAAUCCUGUAACUGUAUGGAGUCCAUCUCCUUAACAAAUGAAUGACUGAAGUGAGAUUUCAUACCAAAAGUGAAAAGUAAUUAAAAUGUAUUUGCGCUGUGUA
Messenger RNA from Rhincodon typus (whale shark), 1847 nucleotides. RefSeq names its product post-GPI attachment to proteins 2 (gene pgap2). The record is from RefSeq and is a predicted model, not a curated record. Gene Ontology annotation, biological process: GPI anchor biosynthetic process. The coding region runs from base 63 to 860 and encodes 265 amino acids. Lineage: Eukaryota; Metazoa; Chordata; Chondrichthyes; Orectolobiformes; Rhincodontidae. Gene Ontology annotation, cellular component: endoplasmic reticulum membrane; Golgi membrane. The transcript is spliced from 6 exons.